UCUCAAAGGCUACCCACAACCGCUACGCUAGUCUCCCAUGCACCACUAAACAAGCGACCAAAAUCAAUCUCCAUCACCGUCAGGGAUUGGCUCUCUUUCGGGUCUUACGGGGCUGCCUACGGAGGUCAAGAAUCCGCUGUCAAAAUUUAAUCUUGUAGGGUUUUUGCAGGGUUUCUCUUUAUCCCCACACAACCCAGUGUUGGGUGGCAGAGAGGAAGAAGAAGAAGAAGAAGAAGAAGAAGAAGGGCAGGGUGAAAAUGGGGUCUCCUAGAAAUGGAGCAGGGAGAGGAGAGGCCAAGGAAGAAGGAGAUGACGAAGACGAAGAGCCCAUACUGAGAGAGCAGAACCAGAGGUUCUGUAUGUUCCCAAUUCGGUAUAAGCAACUGUGGGAGAUGUACAAGAAGGCGGAAGCCAGUUUUUGGACUGCCGAGGAAGUUGAUCUAUCCCAGGAUGUCCAGCAUUGGCAGAAUUUGACGGACUCAGAGAAGCACUUUAUAAGCCAUGUGCUCGCCUUCUUUGCCGCAUCCGAUGGUAUUGUCCUCGAGAAUUUGGCAGCGAGAUUUCUAAAUGAUGUCCAAAUCCCCGAGGCUCGAGCAUUCUAUGGCUUUCAAAUUGCUAUGGAGAAUGUACAUUCGGAGAUGUACAGUCUACUUCUUGAGACAUAUAUCAAAGAUUCGAGGGAGAAGGAUCGGUUGUUUAAUGCAAUCGAAAAUAUCGAAUGCGUUGGUAGGAAGGCUAAAUGGGCAUUUAAUUGGAUUCAGAGUGCAACUUCUUUCGCAGAGAGACUGAUUGCUUUCGCAUGUGUUGAAGGAAUCUUUUUCUCAGGAAGCUUCUGUGCCAUUUUCUGGCUCAAAAAGAGGGGACUGAUGCCGGGCCUAACAUUCUCAAAUGAGCUUAUUUCUCGGGAUGAGGGCCUCCACUGCGACUUUGCUUGCCUUCUCUACAGUUUGCUGCGGAAGCAACUAGACUGGCAAAGGGUUCAUCAGAUUAUUCAUGAAGCAGUCGAAAUCGAGAUCCAGUUCGUCUGCAAGGCGCUCCCCUGUGCAUUGAUUGGCAUGAACUCAACUCUCAUGAGCCAGUACAUACAGUUCGUUGCCGACCGCCUCUUGGUGGCCUUAGGCUACGAGCGCAAAUACAACGUCGAGAAUCCUUUCGACUGGAUGGAAUUCAUAUCAUUACAAGGGAAAGCGAACUUCUUUGAGAGGAGGGUUGGUGAUUACCAGAAGGCUUCUGUAAUGUCAUCUCUGCAAGAUGGUGGCAAGAACUUUGUCUUCAAGAUCGACGAAGACUUCUAAGCCAUGGCAAAAAACCGUUGCUACUGCCUCUGUAGCUAGAAGAUGAUAAUCAUUGGACACUCACCAUUCUUUUUUGUUACCAUCUCUAUGGUCGAUUUGUUCCUGCAGCACGGGUAUUCAUACAGUGACUAAAGUACUCGAGCCAUGCAUGGAACAACGCAAUAUAUGUAGAAGCAAAUCGAAUAUCUUGUUCCAGAUGGUAAUUUCAUUCCACUUUGUUCCUGCUUCUUCGUACAAAACAUGACAGUAGAAUGGCUGAUGGAUUUUCUCAUAUGUUAAAACACUUUGCCGAGGAGUUGCUUUCAGAUUAUGAACAACUUGCAAUGGUUGUCCCUGUCUAGGAAACGUUUGUGAAUUUCAAUUGCAAAUUUUAUAG
This is a messenger RNA of Punica granatum (pomegranate), 1671 nucleotides long. NCBI's taxonomy places the organism in Eukaryota, Viridiplantae, Streptophyta, Magnoliopsida, Myrtales, Lythraceae. The record is from RefSeq and is a predicted model, not a curated record.